AUGACUCCAUCGAUGGACACAGUCGUCCAGUUACCACUGCUGUGGGCGUUGACAGCUUUCCUGCUGACUACUUGGCUUCCUUUUCGCACCGCCUUCAGACCAGGACUGUGGUCUAUCCCAGGACCCUUCCUGGCGAAAUUCACGGACUUGUGGAAACUGGCAGCUGUCUGGGCAGGCCACCUUGAACAAACCAUCAUUGAACAACACCGACAAUAUGGAGAUCUUGUUCGUAUCGGGCCCAUCACUAUCAGCAUGGUCGACCCCAGAGGUAUUGAAUUGAUAUACGGAUUGAAAUCAAACUUUCCCAAGAGCAAGUUCUACAAUGCAUUCAUGGCGGUGAACAAAGGGAAGCCGGUCGAGACCUUCUUCACCACCCAAAACAUGCUGUAUCACUCUGCCAUCAAGCGUCCGGUAAGCUCGGCGUAUUCCAUGACGACAAUCACCGACAACGAGUGGCAUAUCGAUAAGAUCAUGGAAAAACUGCUGUGGUACCUGGAGGCCGAGUUUUGUAGGAAGAUCAUGCUCGAACACAAUCGAUAUUGGCCAAUGGCUUCAUUUCUGUGGGGCAGCGGUUAUUCUUUCGACGUGAUUUCGGAAAUGACCUGGUCCAACUCUUUUGGCUACCUCGAACACGGGGCUGACAUCAAUAGCAUGAUCCGGUCGCUAGAAGCGGACAUGGACUACUAUGCUCCGGUAGGAAAAAUGCCGUGGAUCGACGAUCUUUUCAGGGGAAAUCCCAUCAACCUGUACGUUGCCCGAAAAAGCAGCACCUUUGCGAAACUUGCCGUCGACAAGAUCCGAGAACGACGGGCAAAAACCACGCUUUCGGCACAAGAAGAGCGAGACUUUCUGAGCAGGUUCCUCAAAGCCAGCAAGACACGUUACCAAACGGUAGAUGACAAGGAAAUCGCUUCAUACAUGGUCACGAACAUCGUUGCGGGGAGCGAAAGGACUGCCAUCUCUAUAAGGGCGGUUCUCUACUACCUGCUGAAGACUCCCGCGGCAUGUAAGAAGCUGCGAGAGGAAAUCGACACCGCCGAUCUCCCCGAUGGCCCGUUGGGCUAUACAAGCGUGGAGAGGCUGCCCUAUCUGGGCGCGUACAUCAAAGAAGCACUGCGCGUCCAUCCUGUAGUGGGACUACCCCUGGAACGUGUCACGCCGAUUACGUUCCAGUUACCCAACGGUCAGAGCCUCCCUGCCGGUACAGUCGUCGGGAUGUGUGCGUGGCCUGUCCACCGUGACCUCGCAACUUUCGGGAACUGGGUUGAAGAGUAUAUGGCGGAAUGGUGGUUGCAGGGGUCUGACGAGGACGAAGAGACAUUCGAUUACCGCAUCAAUCGUAUGAAGCGAGCGGACCUCACUUUCAGACAUGGAACAAGGGCAUGUCUUGGGAGAAACAUCGGAUUGAUCGAGACUUACAAAACCAUCCCGACGUUGCUGAGAGCAUUGAAUAUCGAACCCGUCGACCCCCGCACAGAAUGGACUCUCAAGAAGGCGUGGUUCGUGCGACAGGCCGAUUUCAAAGGAGUCUGCCUCCGGACAGCAACUUCGACCUCAUUUUCCUGA
This is a messenger RNA of Cladophialophora psammophila CBS 110553, 1566 nucleotides long. RefSeq lists its product as uncharacterized. The transcript has 4 exons. Gene Ontology annotation, molecular function: heme binding; monooxygenase activity; iron ion binding. Lineage: Eukaryota; Fungi; Ascomycota; Eurotiomycetes; Chaetothyriales; Herpotrichiellaceae. The coding region runs from base 1 to 1566 and encodes 521 amino acids. The record is from RefSeq and is a predicted model, not a curated record.